GUUAGGACCCUAGGUUGGUGGGGUUAGAAGUAGAGUGGGCUUCUAAUCCCGGGCCUGCUGGGGGUGUGGGGCGCCUUGUACCUAGCCCCCAGAACAGUGAGUUCCUUCUCGGGGAGGGGGACGGAGCCGAGGGUUUCGGGCAGGAGGAGCGGAAGCUGCGUCGCCCAGGCUGCAGUGUUCUUCCUGCAGAGGACGGCCGCUGCUGUGAAGGGCGAAGGCCCAGCAUCUCCAGCAGCUCGGGCCACUGCGCCUCCCUCCCCUGCAGCGUCCCUGGAAGCACCGUGUCGACUGGAGACGAUCUGUUCCCCUGGAACUCACCCGCAGUGUACCCGACCUGUGCUCCCUGUCGGCGCUUUUUAAAGCUAAGCUUCAGGCAGUGCAUUUUCUUUGGGAGUCUUUAAGCCGAAACACUGCCCCGUUCCUAAUCACCUUUUUGCUCUAGGCAGUAAAAACAGCCUUUCUCUGUGGCGUAACAUUUUAGGGACAGCCUUUUAAUACCAGCUGUGGCCUUAAGUUUGCUACCGUUUUGCUGAGCCAGUGUUCCUGAGGGCUUCUCUGUUACCAAAAUUAAUAAGUUUCUUAGCCGGGAAAAUGGUAGCACGGGUAUCUUACGUAGACUUCUGCUUCUUUUGUAAGGACUGUGAGAGAAGAUUUCUCAUCCCUAAUCUGACUGAUCAUUGUGAUGGAACAAGAGCAAAACCUAUUGGUCUCAGAUUCUAAUGGCUUCACAAAGAAGGAGAGUUUGAAAAGCACUUUUACAGGAGAUGAAAGUAAGAUUAAUUUGAAAACUGUUGAAUGCAGUAACUCCAAGGCAGAUAAAGAGAGAGCCUCAAAAUGGUCUAGAAGUGAUGACCCAGAAAAUUAUAAGGAUGAAGACACAAAAGAAAUACUAUUGACAGGGUCCCAAGGAGGUAAAACUGAAUGUGGUGAUUCCUGUGAGAAUGAUAGCAACUUGGAGAAUCAGGGAAAUUGUACAGAAAAAGAGGAGGAACAAUGCAAUCACUGGGGAUGGAACCCAGGAGAACAUACUGGGCCUGCUGGCCAGCAGAACCCAUCCUUUGGGGACAAACCCUACAAAUGUUCUGAAUGUUGGAAAAGCUUCAGUAAUAGUUCUCAUCUUCGAACUCACCAGAGGACCCACUCAGGAGAAAAACCUUACAGAUGUUCUGAGUGUGGGAAGUGCUUUAGUAACAGCUCUCACUUGAUUCAGCACCUGAGAACACACACAGGCGAGAAGCCCUACCAAUGUGGUGAAUGUGGGAAAAGCUUCAGCAACACCUCCCAUCUUAUUAUCCAUGAACGAACUCACACGGGAGAGAAACCCUAUAAAUGUCCCGAGUGUGCAAAGAGUUUCAGUAGCAGCUCUCACCUUAUUCAGCAUCACCGAUCACAUACAGGUGAAAAACCAUAUGAAUGUCCGGUUUGUGGGAAAUGCUUCAGCCAUAGUUAUGUGCUCGUAGAACAUCAGAGGACCCACACUGGAGAAAAACCUUAUAAGUGCCCCGACUGUGGGAAGAGUUUUAGUCAGAGCUCUAGUCUGAUUCGCCACCAGCGGACACACACUGGUGAGAAGCCCUACAAAUGUCCUGAGUGUGGAAAAUGCUUUGGUUGUAAUUCUACUCUAAUCAAGCAUCAGAGAAUACAUACAGGAGAAAAACCCUAUCAGUGUAUAGAAUGUGGGAAGAAUUUCAGUCGAAGUUCAAACCUGGUUACACAUCAAAAAAUGCACACAGAUGACAAAACCUAUCAAAGUUCUGAAUAUGAAGAAAGUUUGAGUCAGAACUGUAAGCUGAUAGAAGAAUGCAGAAUUCAGUCAGGAGAGAAGCCAUAUAAAUGUUGUCAAUGUGGAAAGAGUUUUGGCCUCAGCUCUCAUCUCAUAAGACAUCAAAGAACACAUACAGGAGAAAAACCUUACAGAUGUUCUGAGUGUUGGAAAACUUUUAGUCAGAGUUCCACCCUGGUGAUUCACCAAAGGACACACACGGGAGAGAAACCUUAUAAAUGUCCUGACUGUGGUGAGUGCUUCAGUCAGAGCUUUAACCUUAUCAGGCACCGGAGGACCCACAUGGGAGAAAAACCUUACAAAUGCAGUGACUGUGAGAAAUGCUUCAGCCGAAGUGCCUACCUCAGUCAGCAUCGGAAAAUUCAUGUAGGAAAAUCUUUUGAGUCUCCUGAAGGGGAAGAUUUUCCUCAUGGAUGGACUUGGAAAAACUAUUCUGGGGAAAUAGCACUCAUCCCUUCAUUUUCGAUCCCAAGUUCAUCUCCCUCCUGAGUCCUAAAGUCUGUUUCUUUUUCUUUUCUUAUAAAAAAUUAUAAUUAAGAUGUUCUCAGAUCACACUGUUGCAAAAUUUGUUUGGUUUGUUUGGCAAAACAUGUGGGAAAAGUCAACUUCCCAGCUUAAAGUUUGGGAAGACCCAGAUUAUCAGGUCACCAGAUUUGCCCAGUGAGAGAUACUGCCAGUGGUGGAGAGAAAGAAGAAUAUUUUUUAUUUAAGGUAAGGCAGUAAUAGUUUCAAAGGAAAACAUGGAAAGAAAUCCUGGGAGACUAAAGAUGAGAUGGUCAUUGAAUCUUAUUUCCUGUUGCCUGACUGGGUGGUGACAGAUUAUUGCUGUCCUAUGGGUUUGCCCAGAGAGAGAUUUUUUUGAACAGAUAAUGUGAUUUCCUGGCUGUUUUGUUGAGUCUUAAGGAAGAGAAGACUAAUUUUUUUCAAAUAUGUUAUUUGCUGAAAGUUAACUUUUAGAACUGCAUUGUUCAGUACAGCAGCCACUAGCCACACAUGGAUAGUUAAGUUUAAAUUGAUUAAGAUGAAAUUUAACAUUGAGUUCUUUAGUCAUGUAAACCCCUUGCUAAAUGCUCAGUAGCCACUGGGGGCUGCUGUUUUAAAUAUCACAAAAAAUUCUUUCAAGAUCAUCAUUCUUGACAGUUCUUGUAAGACUGUAGGAAAUGUGCUUUGGGGAUUCUGUUCUCCAAGAAGAAUUACAAUAUAGUCUAGGAGUAGAUAGAGUUUUGAAGGCACUAGGUCUAAAGUUUCACUGUUUUGAUGAUUGUAUAUUUUAGAUUCAACCAUCUCAGUUAUCUAGAGAUAUGAUCCCAUUGUCUUGGUCAAAGUCAGAUUAAUAGGUAGGAUUCAUAAUUCUGUUUUGAAUUUUUCUGUCAAGUGGUCCUUUUCCCUCAGUUUUCCUAUUAUAUAAUUCUUCAUCAGAUCAAAGACAUUGGGUUAUUUUUCUCUUAAUUAACUCACUGAGUCUGAGCCAGUGUCCAGGGACAGUUUGCCACUGGAGCCCCAGCUUCCUAAGUUCCAGUCUCGGCAGUUUGCUUCUGCCUCUUGAUGUACAUGGUGUAUGGAUCUGGUAACCAAGACGCUGUUCUCCCUGUUCAUUUUUCCAGUGGGAAUGGUGUGCUGUAAAGGAUUAAGAUAUUUCCUCUGUCCCCACCUCCAUUUUUUCCUGCUACUGUAAAAAGGUAGAUGUGUAGGAAGGUCAGGACUUGCCCAGGAUUUCAUCUUUUUUUUUUUUUUGGAGUCAAAAAUAUGUUUUUUGAAGAAUAAGUAGAGAUGUAUAUUAGGAAUGUGGAGCCAGAAGAGGCCAUUACAGCUGGGGCACAGGGCUCUCUGUGGCUGGUGGGUAGCUGAAGUCUAUGGGGAUUUUCUUCUGUGACUGUGGUGCUCCUGGUACUGGCAAGGCAGCUGUGUCUUUUUAUAUUGUUUUUGGAUUUAAAAAUGAAUCAAAGCUGAUAAUUAAUGGUAUUCAAGAAGUCUUUGGGGGUGCUUUUCUGCUUUCAGAAAGGGGGGAAACCUUAUGGGCAUCUUUGGCUUUAGUGUAACUCUUACUCAAGCAUCCUGUUACCUUUGUAUGUUAGGCAGUGUUACCCCAAUUGUCUUAAACUGUGGUAUCUGAGGAUAAGUGUUUACAGUAUUCUUUUUUUAAAAAUUAAUUUAUUUUUUAAUUGAAGGAUAAUUGCUUUACAGAAUUUUGUUAUUUUCUGUCAAACCUCAACAUGAAUCAGCCAUAGGUAUACAUACAGUAUUCUUUGUUGUAGGCAACUGAGAGUUUGAUGUUUGAUGAGAGUCUGAUUAAUGAUAAGCUGCAAAGAAGUAGCUGUUGGGUUGGUUCACAAUCGUGGAGCCCAUUAUGUGUGGCAAGUAACCGUUCUGAACUUGGUUCCUCAUCUGUAAAAUAGAGAUAAUGUCUACAUUGCAUGGUUUUGGUAAGGGUUAAAUGAAUGUGUGCAAAGCAGCUAGCACAGUGCUUAAAAUAUGGGUCUAAAUGAAUGGCAAUUAUUAUUAAUUGAAACAAAUUGAAAAAUAUCCUCCAUACAUUUUCAGAAGCAGCAGUACAGCCCCGAACUGUCCUGCUUGUGGAUUCUUUAUGAUCAGCCUCAGGAACCCCAAGGAAUAAGGUAUUAUAGAAUCACAAGACUAGUGUGUUUUAAGUCUGCAGACUGUCGAAAGCACUUUAUUUGAUUUGGCUAAUUGAAUUUUGUUGUUUAUGAAACAAAGGACUCAGUUUAAGUCAAGAAAGAACAAAACAGCAAAUUCAAUUUUAGUUAAUUUGCAUCUGAAGAGAUUAACAACUGUAUAACUUGUGUCCUAUUACUGUCCCUACACUGUUUUAUGACUGCCCACAAUUAUAUAAAAACCUACUUCACAAACCUCGAUACCUGUAGAAGCAUAUGUGUUCACAUUUUGGAUGGACUUAGAUGGGCUUCAUUAGUAAAAUAAUUUGGCAAGAAUCUCCUUGAGUUGAAAAUUUAGAAAACUGAAGAGAGAUUUGUUACUUAACAAUGGAGCAUUUAAUGUAGUCAGAUGUAAUCCUAUUUGAUGCCUUUGCCUCACUUUAAUGAGUCAGCAAAUAGGUUCUUUGUUUAGCUCCCCCAAAAGUAAAUACUCUCUGUAUUCUCUGUUUUUCUUGCCAGCACAAAGGAUUCAGCACCUGAAUAAAUAAAGCAUUCUUAUUAACAAGUGA
Molecule: messenger RNA, 4964 nt
Organism: Dama dama (fallow deer)
Lineage: Eukaryota; Metazoa; Chordata; Mammalia; Artiodactyla; Cervidae
Gene: ZNF572
Product: zinc finger protein 572
Exons: 3
Coding region: 683-2272 (529 amino acids)
Biological process (GO): regulation of DNA-templated transcription
Molecular function (GO): DNA-binding transcription factor activity, RNA polymerase II-specific; RNA polymerase II cis-regulatory region sequence-specific DNA binding
Source: RefSeq, a predicted model, not a curated record